AUGGCUGAUCAGCAUGCUGCGGCUCCAUGUCCUCGGGACCAAGAAUUGCUCAAGAAGAGAAUCUUCAUCAAUGCCUUCGACAUGUUUACACCGAGCCAUCUGAGCUUCGGGCAGUGGCGACGAAAAGGCGACCGGAAUAAGGACAAGCGGCGCGAUCUCACAUACUGGACGGACCUGGCGCAGCUCCUCGAACGGGGAGAUAUCAACACUCUAUUCCUUGCCGACACGUAUGGCCAACAUGACGUGUACAAGGGGAGUGCUGAGCCGACUGUGCGGACGGCCUGCCAGUAUCCAAUGGGUGACCCAGCUGCUCCUAUCACUGCGAUGGCUGCGGUAACCAAGAAUCUGGGGUUUGCCAUCACGACAAGUACCAGCUAUGAGGCCCCAUUUGUGGUUGCGAAGCGAUUCUCGACGCUGGACCAUCUUACGAAGGGACGAUUUGGAUGGAAUAUAGUGACAUCCUUCAAACAGUCGGCGGCAGAUGCUGUUGGUUUGCCUUUUGUCGAGCAUGAUAAGAGAUAUGAAAUUGCGGACGAAUACUUGCGCCUUCUUUAUAAAAUCUGGGAAGGUUCUUGGGCGGAAGACGCGCUGAAAGAAGAUGCGGAAAGCGAGGUUUAUGCCGAUUUCGACCGCAUCCGAUUCAUCCAUCACAGGUCCGCAACUUUCAAACUCGACGCGCCUCAUAUUUUGGAUCCGUCCCCUCAAAGAACUCCUUUUCUGUUCCAAGCAGGAACAUCUAGCGCAGGAAUGGAGUUCGCUUCAACACACGCAGAAGGGGUCUUCGUAGCGGCCCCUUCUCCGCACAUCUUGGCGCCCCGAGUCGCAAACAUCAGGGCUAGAGCGGCUGCACUUGGUCGCGAUCCUAAAAGCGUAAAAGUAUUCGCGGUCAUUACUCCCGUCAUAGGGCGCACUGAUGAAGAAGCUAAAGCCAAGUAUGAGGAAGCGUUGAAAUAUGCAAGCGUUGAAGGUGGUCUCGCGUUCUAUUCAGGAAACGUUGGUAUAGAUUUGAGCAAAACGGAUCUUGAUGUUGAGAUCACGCCAGGCGACGUCCAAGUGGACAGUCGCGUCCAUUCGCUCGUGGACAGUCUCAAGUACCAUGGCAAUGACAUACCGGCUUGGACACCGCGGAAUAUCGGCAAAGCAGUCUCUAUCGGCGGUAAUGGACCUGUUCCUGUGGGCUCGGCUGAGCGCGUGGCAGAUGUUUUGGAGGAGUGGAUGGAUGUCGCGGAUUUGGACGGUUUCAACGUCGGGCACGUUACGUCUCCUGGUAGCUUCGAGGAUUUGGUCGACCUUCUAGUACCUGUUCUUAGACAGAGGGGGAGGUAUGCCGAGAAGGGAGAGUCAGGAACGGUCCGCGAAAGAUUCUAUGGCGCUGGCCAGGCUCGAUUGAGGGAUGACCAUGUCGGAAGUCGAUAUAAAUAUGAGGUUUACGUAGAAGAUUAGAGCAAAUGGAACGAGGAAAUCUGUAUCGUGAUGAAGAGCC
Messenger RNA from Mytilinidion resinicola, 1483 nucleotides. Its product is annotated as putative dibenzothiophene desulfurization enzyme A. The transcript is spliced from 4 exons. Bases 1 to 1443 code for a protein of 480 amino acids. The record is from RefSeq and is a predicted model, not a curated record. Gene Ontology annotation, molecular function: oxidoreductase activity, acting on paired donors, with incorporation or reduction of molecular oxygen; monooxygenase activity. NCBI's taxonomy places the organism in Eukaryota, Fungi, Ascomycota, Dothideomycetes, Mytilinidiales, Mytilinidiaceae.